Molecule: messenger RNA, 1983 nt
Organism: Pseudozyma flocculosa PF-1
Lineage: Eukaryota; Fungi; Basidiomycota; Ustilaginomycetes; Ustilaginales; Ustilaginaceae
Exons: 2
Coding region: 1-1983 (660 amino acids)
Source: RefSeq, a predicted model, not a curated record
AUGUCGUCUCCGGGCUCGGCCUCGUCGGCCAGUCCGCCCCACCCGCUCCGCCCCUACUACCAGCCACCCGAGGAUUCCGUAUUCGUCGCCUCAGCACCCCGCUUCUCCACCACGGGGACACCUCAGGCUGCGUCUCGCAGUGGGGCGGGGCCUUCAGCCUCCAGCAGCAGCUCGUCCUUCCCGCGAUUCUCGCCCAAUGCGGCCCACGCGAAUCGCUACAUGUCUGCCAACGAUGCCACGCCAUACGUGGCCACCAGCUCCUCGGGCAUGGCCGCAGACGCCACCGCCAACUUCACAGACAUGGCGCGCGCCCUCCUCGUCAGCGGCGCGCUCCAGUACACGAGCACCUGCCUCGCAAUGCCCUUCGAGGUCGGCAAGCUCCUCCUCCAGGUCCAGUGGGUGCCCCGCGACGAUGUAUGGGUGCAGAUCACCCAGACCGCCGCUGCGACCAAGAUGAUCGAGCAGCGCGAGAUGCAGGAGCGAAUGCGGAGGCAAGCGCACGAGGCCGGCACCCAUGGCGCCGACCAAGGCGAUGACGACGACGACGACAAUGCCCCAGAGAGGGACGUGUGGGCGGGCGACGACGUGUCGCCCGAGGCGGAGGAAUGGCAGGAAGAGCGCGAUGCGCAGAACCACUACGGCGGCUCGGGCUACAUGGACGACGAAGAGCUCUCCGACGAGCACGAGGCAGAGGCCUACUUCCGAGACCUCUCUUCGCGGCCAUCCAGACCCGACGCAUCCCUGCACAGGCCCAAGCGGCGACGGCAGCGGCAGGUCGACCACGGCGGCUACGUGAUGCGGCGGAGCGUCCACGACGACGGCGCACGGCCCGAGUUCAUCAUGCCGGUCGUCGUGCGCGGCGGCGUGUGGGAGAUGAUCAAGGCCGUCGGCCGCGGCAAGGAGGGCUGGCUCGGCCUGUGGAAGGGCUCGCUCACCUCGUUCGUCCUCGAGAUUGCCUCGUCCACCAUCCAGCCCAUCAUCUCAUCGAUCCUCUCGCUCGUCGCGCCCUCGGCUCUCUCGCCGCUGCCGCUCGCCUACACCCCUUACCCGUACAAGACGUUGGCAUUGCUGCUGACGUCGCACCUGGCCACAGGCAUCCUCAUCUCGCCCAUCGACACGAUCCGCACGCGGCUGAUUGCGCAGAGCACGCUGCCCGCCCACCGCAAGUACAGCGGGCCGUACGACGCGCUGCGCAAGAUGCUCGACGAGGAGGGCGGCUGGAAGACGGCCUACCUGCACCCCAACGUGCUCGUCCCCACCAUCCUCGACUUUACGCUGCGCCCGCUCCUGUCGCUCGGCACGCCGCUCCUCAUUGAGCAGACGCUCAAGCUCGAGCCCAACACGCAUCCCAUCAGCUACGCCAUCGCCGAGCUGGCCAUCACGACGGCGUCGCUCUGCGUCACCCUGCCCAUUGAGACGGUGCGGAGGCGGCUGCAGCUCCAGAUCCGCGCUCCCUACGGCGCUGCUCCCCACUCUGCUGCCGCCGGCGCCGACAAGAGGGCAUUGACGAGCCGCUCGCUGCGUUCGGAAAAGGGAGGCGCUUCGACUGCAACCAAGCCCGCAUCGGGCAACACGGCCAUUCGGGGACUGCGCACCUGCGUCGAGACGAGACCCGUGCCCUACGUCGGCGUCGUCGAGGCCAUCUACCGCAUCCUGACAGAGGAGACGUCGGCCACGCCCCGUCGCAAGGACGGAAGCAGCGCAGGCGGCGACGGCGAUGGCGACGGCGACGGCCAACGAGGGGACGACGACGACGACGACGACGCCGCCGGGGCUUCCGGCGCCACCACCAACAAGGACGACGCGGGCGCCGCGGCCAUGGCCCAGUCGGGCGUGCUGGCCAAGACGGGCCACUCUUCGCUCGGUGGCUUGCGCAGCCUGUACCGCGGCUUCGGAAUGGCGUUUGGCGCCAACCUCGUCGUCUUUAUGCUCACCCUCGUCAGCGGGGAGCGCGCCGGCGAGGCUGGCUGGGCCGAGAUUUAG